Messenger RNA from Trichomycterus rosablanca, 5456 nucleotides. RefSeq names its product splicing factor 3b, subunit 1 (gene sf3b1). Gene Ontology annotation, cellular component: U2-type prespliceosome; U2 snRNP; catalytic step 2 spliceosome. The transcript has 22 exons. Gene Ontology annotation, molecular function: mRNA binding. Gene Ontology annotation, biological process: spliceosomal complex assembly. The record is from RefSeq and is a predicted model, not a curated record. NCBI's taxonomy places the organism in Eukaryota, Metazoa, Chordata, Actinopteri, Siluriformes, Trichomycteridae. Bases 1489 to 5040 code for a protein of 1183 amino acids.
GCAGUGUUUUUGUACAGGCUGCACUUUGUAAGAAAACAAAUACCUCAGGUGAUUAAGUGGCACAGCUGUAUAACACUUUAGCGCACCCUGCAGAGUGUCCAAACUAGCGAGUUCUCAGCAGGACCACAGAAAUGGCCGCGUGUCCACACAAACACUAGUUGUUGUGUUUGAGGGUCAGGUUUCCUGCUGCCGCUGUGAAACUGGUCCGGGUGCCUGCAUGAGUGGGGGAGUCACAUGGAGCUUAGCUUGGCUCUCUGUGCAUGAUAUGACUCUGGCAGGUGAUAAGCGGCGGCAGAAUUAACACGUGUUAGAGGAGACGUGUGGUUAACCUUGACCAGAUCAGGUGCUGUCCAAGUGGCAGUGGGUUUACAAUUGGGAAUUGGAAAUGACUUUUUUGGAAGAUGGGGGGUCUACAAUAGAAGAUGUACAUAAAUAACAUCUUCACUUUUAUUUUAAUGAUCAUUUACAAGCAUUUUUUGACAUACUGGUGACAUGAGAAAUGCCAGUCAUCUUUCAAAGUGGAUUGUUGUUUAAUAGUUUUUUGUUAUUAUCUGUGACUGUGGCACAGCUGUUUAUUGGCUUUAGUUGCAUGUUUAACUCUUAUGAUCUAAUUAUGUAAAAACCGCCCAUGCACCAGCGUGUGUACUUGUAUAUACUUUAAUACUAUAGUACUUAAAUGCACAUGGACCUUUUUCAAACCUCCAUCACUUAGACAGUACAGUGUUAGUGUAGAAAGUCUCUUAAUUACUGGGUAAAGGACAUUGCAUGUAGUGAAGUCCAAACAGGAUUAUCCUCAGUAUAAGUGUUGUGUAAAUAUAUUUCUAUUUUAUUUUACACAAAAUAGAAAUAUAUCUGAAAAGAAUCUGUGUACAAAGAUUCCACGGGCCCUUACUAACUGUGCUUAAUUUCUCUCCUACAGCAGUACUGCUUUGCCAGUCCUGUCUGCACUCUCUUAAGGGUGCAGCACCUCAUCCUGUGUAGGUUAUGGUGGACAAAGAGAUGCGAUUUCUAUCAGAUUUAGAAAUUUGUUGUGGGGUGGGACAUGGUUUUACCAACUCUCUGUACCCAAAGUUCUAACGUUAAUCAGUGAGUCUUUUUGAAUGUCAAUCUUCUGUGUGUUCAUUUUGAAUUCAUUUUGCUCAUUAUUGAUUACAUUCAACAAACAAAAAACAACCAAAACAAACGCCUAUACAAAUUUCCUCCUUGAAAUGAACUUGUGUGUUAUCCCACAAGGGUACAUUAUCUGAGACAAACCAGCUGAGAUGCACAUUUUACAAUUCUGAUCAGACCUGUAUUACUGUAUGAGGUUUGUGUACAGUGAGUGAUGAGAGCUUCAGAGGUGGUAUGCUGUUUUGUGUGAUUUCAAACCCUUUUCCAAAGUGUUACUAAUGGUAAAGAGAAAUUUUCUAGGCUUCUUUUCUGCUGCUUGAAGUCUGACUGCAGAAGGACCCUUGGCACUGAAAGUGGGGCAAAACGCCUGAUCCCAAGAUGCCUGCCAGGUCAUACAUGGAUGUGAUGAAGGAGCAGCAUCUCUCUAAAGAAGAAAGAGAAAUCAGGCUACAAAUGGCAGAAAAGGCUAAAUCUGGUGACCUGAAAGCAGUCAAUGGCUCUGCUGCAUCUCAAGCUGCCGCCCCUAAACGCAAGCGCCGGUGGGACCAGACAGCUGACCAAACCCCAAACACUACGCCCAAAAAAGUGUCCAGUUGGGAUCAGGCAGAUUCUUCUGCAGAAACGCCUGGGCAUACGCCUGGGCAUACGCCUGGACAUACGCCUGGACAUACGCCUGGACAUACACCUGGACAUACGCCUUCCAACAGUCGCUGGGAUGAAACGCCAGGUCGUCCAAAGGGUAGCGAGACUCCAGGAGCCACCCCAAGCUCACGCAUGUGGGACCCCACACCUAGCCACACACCUGCUGGUGCGGCCACACCCGGUCGAGACACCCCUGGCCACGCCACUCCUGGCCAUGGUGGUGCCUCCUCCAGCGUACGGAAAAACCGCUGGGAUGAGACGCCAAAGACAGAAAGGGAGACUCCUGGUCAUGGCAGCGGCUGGGCCGAGACUCCUCGCACAGACAGAGGUGAUGAGUCCGUGGGGGAGACACCAACCCCUGGAGCAAGCAAAAGAAAGUCACGAUGGGAUGAAACUCCGGCCAGUCAGAUGGGCUCUUCUACACCUCUACUUACCCCUGGAAAAACUCCUAUUGGCACUCCUGCUAUGAAUAUGGCCACACCAACACCAGGUCAUCUGAUGAGUAUGACCCCAGAGCAGCUGCAGGCAUGGCGCUGGGAAAGGGAGAUUGAUGAACGUAACCGUCCACUCGCAGAUGAGGAACUGGAUGCUAUGUUUCCCGAAGGCUACAAGGUAUUGCCUCCACCAGCAGGCUAUGUGCCCAUUCGCACCCCUGCCCGCAAGUUAGCUGCCACCCCAACUCCUAUUGGUGGCAUGACUGGCUUCCAUAUGCAGGUUGAAGACAGAUCCACAAAGCAGAUGAACGACCAGCCCUCAGGAAACCUGCCAUUCCUCAAGCCAGACGACAUUCAGUACUUCGACAAACUUCUUGUGGAGGUGGACGAGUCCACCCUGAGCCCAGAAGAGCAGAAGGAACGUAAGAUCAUGAAGCUGCUCCUGAAGAUCAAAAAUGGCACUCCUCCCAUGAGAAAGGCUGCUCUUAGGCAAAUCACAGACAAAGCCAGGGAAUUUGGUGCUGGGCCUCUGUUCAAUCAGAUUCUUCCAUUGCUCAUGUCUCCAACGCUCGAAGAUCAGGAGCGCCACCUGUUGGUUAAGGUUAUUGACCGCAUUCUAUACAAACUGGACGACUUGGUUCGACCCUAUGUACACAAGAUCCUGGUGGUGAUUGAACCCUUGCUGAUUGAUGAAGAUUACUAUGCUAGAGUGGAGGGAAGAGAAAUUAUCUCCAACUUGGCAAAGGCUGCUGGUUUGGCCACUAUGAUCUCCACAAUGAGGCCUGAUAUUGACAACAUGGACGAGUACGUGAGAAACACUACAGCUCGUGCCUUUGCUGUUGUGGCCUCUGCUUUGGGCAUUCCAUCCCUCCUGCCUUUCCUCAAGGCUGUGUGUAAGAGCAAGAAGUCCUGGCAGGCUCGACACACGGGUAUCAAAAUUGUUCAGCAGAUUGCCAUUCUCAUGGGCUGUGCCAUCCUGCCUCAUCUGCGCAGCUUGGUGGAGAUUAUUGAACAUGGUCUUGUGGAUGAGCAGCAGAAGGUGCGAACUAUCAGUGCUUUGGCUAUUGCUGCUCUUGCUGAGGCGGCCACACCCUAUGGUAUCGAGUCCUUUGACUCUGUGCUCAAACCCCUUUGGAAGGGUAUCAGACAACACAGAGGCAAGGGUCUGGCUGCCUUCUUGAAAGCUAUUGGCUACUUGAUUCCUCUGAUGGAUGCUGAGUAUGCCAAUUACUACACAAGGGAAGUGAUGCUUAUCCUUAUCAGAGAGUUCCAGUCUCCUGAUGAGGAGAUGAAAAAGAUUGUGCUGAAGGUAGUAAAACAGUGCUGUGGCACAGAUGGUGUGGAGGCCAACUACAUCAAAACCGAGAUCCUGCCGCCCUUUUUUAAGCACUUCUGGCAGCACCGUAUGGCCUUGGACAGGCGUAACUACAGACAGCUGGUGGACACUACCGUUGAGCUGGCCAACAAAGUCGGGGCAGCAGAAAUCAUCUCUCGUAUAGUGGACGACUUGAAGGACGAGGCCGAGCAGUACAGAAAAAUGGUCAUGGAGACCAUUGAGAAGAUCAUGGGUAACCUGGGGGCAGCAGACAUUGACCACAAACUGGAGGAGCAGCUUAUUGAUGGCAUCUUGUAUGCCUUCCAAGAACAGACCACUGAGGACUCUGUAAUGCUGAACGGUUUCGGGACAGUCGUGAAUGCUCUGGGGAAGAGAGUUAAACCUUACCUGCCACAGAUCUGUGGUACCGUUUUGUGGCGUUUAAAUAAUAAAUCGGCCAAAGUCCGUCAGCAGGCUGCUGAUCUCAUCUCUCGCACAGCUGUGGUUAUGAAGACUUGUCAAGAGGAAAAGCUAAUGGGUCACUUGGGUGUGGUACUUUAUGAGUACCUGGGAGAGGAGUACCCUGAAGUGCUUGGAAGCAUUCUUGGAGCCCUUAAAGCUAUUGUUAAUGUAAUUGGCAUGCAUAAGAUGACGCCUCCGAUUAAAGACCUGCUUCCUCGAUUGACCCCAAUUCUGAAGAACAGACAUGAGAAAGUGCAAGAAAAUUGCAUUGAUCUGGUGGGCAGAAUUGCUGACAGGGGUGCUGAAUAUGUGUCUGCCAGGGAAUGGAUGCGAAUUUGUUUUGAGCUUCUGGAGUUGCUAAAAGCUCACAAGAAAGCAAUCCGACGAGCCACCGUCAACACGUUUGGCUAUAUUGCCAAGGCUAUUGGGCCUCAUGAUGUACUUGCCACGUUGCUCAACAACUUGAAAGUGCAGGAACGUCAGAACAGAGUGUGUACAACAGUUGCAAUAGCUAUUGUAGCAGAAACAUGUUCUCCCUUUACGGUCCUGCCAGCACUGAUGAACGAGUAUCGUGUACCAGAACUCAACGUUCAGAACGGUGUUCUCAAAUCUCUCUCGUUCUUAUUCGAAUAUAUUGGUGAAAUGGGCAAGGACUACAUCUAUGCUGUUACACCUUUACUCGAAGAUGCUUUAAUGGACAGAGACCUUGUGCACAGGCAGACAGCCAGCGCUGUAGUACAGCACAUGUCCCUGGGUGUGUAUGGGUUCGGCUGCGAGGACUCUCUCAAUCACUUGCUUAACUACGUUUGGCCUAACGUCUUUGAAACCUCACCACACGUUAUUCAAGCUGUAAUGGGAGCCCUUGAGGGUCUUCGUGUGGCUAUUGGACCCUGCCGUAUGCUACAAUAUUGCCUGCAGGGUUUGUUCCACCCUGCAAGGAAAGUACGGGAUGUAUACUGGAAGAUUUAUAAUUCCAUCUACAUUGGCUCACAGGAUGCUCUGAUUGCACAUUAUCCUCUUGUCUACAACGAUGAGAAGAACCCCUAUGUCCGAUAUGAGCUGGACUACUUUCUGUGAAUACAUGUAAACCUUCUCAUCUGUUCUUUACAGUUAUUUCUCUGUCCUUGCAGCUAUGGUCUAUGGGACUUAAUCCAAUUUUAGUUAGAUUGGUUUUCAGCUUCAUGAACCUCAUUUUUUGUGGUUAGAAGAAGCAUUUUAAAUAAAGUACUCACAGUACAAACAGUUAAAAGUCUGACUGGUAAAUAUUUGAAUCUAAUUUUUUUAUAAACGCAUUGCUGUUGACAUUGCUGGUGAAAUGUAGUGGCAGAUUAGCAAAGAACUGGUAAAUCAUUAGCAGGAAAGUCUUGACAAACCUUUUAAAGUUGUGCUUUCUUUGUUCUGACCUGUAAGCUACUCCUUUGUCUCGUCGCUCUUCUUUCAUUGAACGUUGCUUUGUUUGGCUAAAUAAACAUUUGUGUAUUAAAAGCCCAGAA